Astyanax mexicanus (Mexican tetra) is the source of this 2715-nucleotide messenger RNA. It is a transcript of the gene entrep1, whose product is annotated as family with sequence similarity 189 member A2. The record is from RefSeq and is a predicted model, not a curated record. Bases 282 to 2021 code for a protein of 579 amino acids. Gene Ontology annotation, cellular component: membrane. The transcript is spliced from 11 exons. Lineage: Eukaryota; Metazoa; Chordata; Actinopteri; Characiformes; Acestrorhamphidae.
GGUGGUCUAUUCCCACACACUCCUCCUCCUCCUCCUCCUCCUCUUCUUCUCUUGUCUCUUUGCCAACUAUGUGAAACGCAAUCCGGGCGCCAGGAGUUAUUUUAGACCCUCGUGUUCUCUGUUUCUUUCUCUCCACCUCGAGAGGAUCAUGGACGGAGCGCUGAGGGGAUCCAGCAGCUCCUCCCGCCGGUUUCAGCUGAACCCAUUCGGAGUAAAAUGAGGGACCCGAGCCGCCUCCGCUCCCCGGUCACUGCUGCUCCUCUCCUGGCCGCUCUUCUCCAAUGUCUCUGCCGGUAGUCCUGCCCGGUUCCUGCUGUCGCUUAGCCCGGGCUUCUCUAGCCCCUCACUUCGGAGAGCCCUCGCCGUCUUCCAGAGGCCGCAGCCGCUGCUGCUCGGCCGCCGCUCGGUGGCGAAUGUCCGGCUCCCAGGCGCGGCUCUCCCCCGCGCUGCUGCCCGCUCGACCGCUGCUCUCGCUCGGGCUGCUGCAGCUGGUCCUCGGCUGCUCCAUGGUAGCGCUGUCCUUUGGGGCUCUGUCCCUCAGUAACUCGCCUCCCAUCCGGAAUUCGUGCCCGUUUUGGGCAGGAUCUUCAGUCAUCCUCUCGGGGAUUAUCGGUCUCACAACAUGGAAGCGGCCAAUGCUCCUGCUGGUGAACUUGUUCGUGUUGUUGUCGGUGGUGUGUAUCCUGCUGAACCUGGCAGGCUUCAUCCUGUGCUGUCAGGGAGCACAGCUGGUGUCCAGCACCAUCAACUGUCAGGCGAGCGAGCAUGAAGAUAUCUGUAACUGCUGUGCUGAUAGCCCCAUCAGCCAGUGCCAGGAGGAGAAGCUGAUAAAGAUUUACGCUGGCCACUCGUGCGGGACAAUGAGAGUGCUGCUGAAGAAAGUUCUGUUUGCACUGUGCGCGUUGAACGCACUGACAACUGCAGUGUGUCUGAUCGCAGCUGCGUUACGGUACCUCCAGAUAUUCUCAGCCAGGCGGCCGUGCAUGGAAGAGCCGCGGAACGUUCCAGAAGAAGGAGAGGAGCAGCAGCGCAGCCCUGAUCCUGAGGAGUUCAUCGCCCCCGCACCGCCUCCAUCCUACUUCUCCACCUUCUACUCCUACACCCCACGACUGGCCCGCAGGAUGUUUGGUGACAGUGUGAUUCCACUGCCUCAUAUAUACGGAGCGAGAAUCAAAGGAGUAGAGGUGUUCUGUCCCCUCGAUCCUCCUCCACCUUACGAAGCUGUUGCAGCAGGAGAGAAUCAGCCACUUCAGGCACAGGACUUUGAGCUUCAAGUGACAGAAGUGAGCGAGAGGCUGUCCCACUGCUCCGAGACGGACCCGGCCAGCGAGGACAGGUGUAUGCAGACAGCCAUACUGAGUCCCACGCCUCCUUUACAGCCCCGUCACGCUCCCAACACAGCCACGUCCAGCAAAAGACCCCACAAACAGUGUCUCCGCAGGUCCAACAGUGACCCCGUGCUCCUGGACCUGACUGCUAAAGUAAUGAGCUGUGAAGCAGCCACACAGACAGAAGUGAGUUCUGGCACAGGGCCAGCAGAGCAGGCCACGGUCACCCUGCGGAGGGGGAAGGGCCCCCGGCGGCCGCGUCCCUCCUCCCUGGUGGACUAUCAGAGCUACAGGGACACCAAGCUGCUCGUGGCCCGUUUCCUGCAGCAGUCCUCGUGCAGCCUGACCCCCGAGGUCCAGGAACUCAUCAACAACAUCAAGACAGUGCUGCAGUCGGACGAGGAGCACAUGGAGGAGGCCGUGCGCUGCGCCAGCUUCAUCGACCAGGUCAUCACCGGGUCAGACGGUGGUCCGGCUCGUGCAGCCCAGGCCAGACGACCACAACCAGACUAUACCUCCAUCACGCUGCCGCUGCGCAAACGGCCGGGCCUGCUGCACCUGCGCAGCUGCGGGGAUCUCAGCACCUUCACCUGGGCUGAGCUGAGCAGGCCGGGCUCUCGGACUGGAUCCCGCCGGCUGGGGCAGGAGCGUCCGCACAGCCUGAUCGGAGUGUCCAGAGAAACUGUUCUCUAAACACUGAAUAGACUUUCCUGUGACUUACUGUCUUUUCUUUCUUUUUUUUUUUUUUUUAGUUUUUAAACAUUUUUUACAUAUGUGGGUGUUUGAGGGAUGAGAGGACUGGUCGAUUUGAGUGUUGUUGUUUUUUUUUUUAUGUGGCACAGUUCAGUUCAGAUGCAUUGAAAUGUAUGGCAGCCACUGUUAUCGGAUGUGAAUUUUUUUUUAUAAGUUUUGUUAGAAAUGAUGCACUGUUUCACAAAAACACUGGAAAACAGAACUUAUUCAGUUGAAGUAAACUGAACAGUAGAAAUAAAAUAAAGAGCAGAUUCAUACGCCUAAACCCAUCCCAAGCUUUACUUGGCUGGAACUGUAUUAUUUUUUAUUGUUAUUUAAUAUGAGAUUAAUAGGAGAACGCGUCUUUAUUUUAUUAUGAUUUCAUUAUUUUAACCUUGUGAUUCUGAGUAAUAAUAAUAUUUCCCCGUUUCUCUUCAGUAUCACACCUUCAGUCCUAAUUGCGAAAUGGAAUGUUUAUUAAUAACGUGUCUUACACCACAGGCAGCACAAUGAAAGGAUUUAUGUUCUAAAAGACGUUUAGUGAAUUAGUAAGUGAAAUGUCUGUAAUGCAGAAGAUUGUUUCAGUUCAAAGUUAAGAAAUGAAAGCUUUGACAAUCAUGUACAAAAUAAUAAUAAACAUUAUUUUCAAACAUUA